AUGACUAAAAUUUACAAUUACCCAUUAAAAAAUGCAUGGACAUUCGGUAGUACAUUACGGUCUACUGGAAUUUAUAGAAGAAUUUGUGAACUGCAUUAUGGUGAAGGUAUGAACUGCGAUAAGUUGAAUCGUGUUGCUGAUGAGGAUAAGGUUCAGGAAAGGAAUGCUGAAUGGUUUCUGUAUACAGCUAUUGCCUACUUUAUUCCAGCACUUUUUUCUGAUACUUUACUAGGUGCUUACGCCGAUAGAAAUGGUCGAAAAAUUGUGGUAUUACUGGGUUUGGUCGGUAUAUCAAUUUCAGAAUUUGGAUACCUAUUGGUGUUGAGCUAUUUGGUCAAUGCACCAUUUUGGAUUAUACUGAUUUUUGAUUUUUGUUCAGGGCUUACCGGCUUUAUCACAAUGAUUCCAGUAUCAUGCAAUGCAUAUCUUUCGGAUAUCACACAAGAUGGUGAUAUUCUGACCAUACGGCUCUGUAUUUUUUCCAUGUUUCAGUCGUUCGCAUCAAUUAUUGGUGCAGUUGUCGCUGGAAUAGUAUAUAAAUUAGAUAUAUUAUACGCAAUCGAUAUAGAACUGUUCAUUUAUUUCCUUACAUUCCUCUACGUUUUAUGGAGAAUUCCACAAAAGCCAGGAGCUGAAGAAAUUGCGAGACGUUACGCAUCUGGUGGUCAAAAACGCCCGUUCCUGCGGGAAUUACGCGACAUGUUGAAAGAAGGCUUUAACAGCUAUGUAAAACGUCGGAUGGGAUAUCGUCGUUGUUACAUAUUUGUAUCCGUCAUUGUUCUAAUGAUUUCCAGUACAAUUAGUGAAGAAACCCGGAUCAGCAUGGUAAUGAACAGUUACGUAUUUCGACGAACAGAUAAAGAUUCUUUGGAUUGGGAUCAAAGAGACUUGGGCUACUGGAAUGGAAGCGGUUUUGCAAUAAAUUUGGUCGGCACCUUGAUUGGUCUUUGUUUGUUUAAACAAGUUUUACGGCUGCGAGAGACAACAAUGAUCAUCAUUGGCUUAUUGUCCAGCAUAGCACGAAGUAUACUUAUUGCUUUGGCCACCAAGUGGUGGUAUAUGUACGUGGCCAAUGCUUGUGGUCUCUUUGUAGGCCUAAUACAACCGGCUAUCGCAUCCUUUCUUAGACAGGUGAGGAAGUAG
Messenger RNA from Enterobius vermicularis (human pinworm), 1143 nucleotides. NCBI's taxonomy places the organism in Eukaryota, Metazoa, Nematoda, Chromadorea, Rhabditida, Oxyuridae. The record is from the annotation of a GenBank genome assembly.